CUCGCGCGUCGCUGUCCACCGGAGCUUCCACGGUAGUGGACGGUCUGCUUGCGAAUUCCGCCGGGACGGUCGAAUAGCACGGCGGUGAUCGAGCAGCCGCCGAGGUGCGAUCCAAGAUGAUGAUGCGGGCGUAGACGCAUUAUCGAGAUGCGUCAGCGCUCGCAAUUGCGCUUGUUUAUCUCCGUCAGUAUGUAGUUACGUUCGGGCGUGACUCGUGUUGAUUCGUACCGACCAUUCCCUCCCGGCAUCCCCCUCGUCGUCAUCCGCGCGUAAAGUCAUUUCCGCCGUUGUGGGAGAACGUUAUGCGCUCGUAAACGCCGGAGUCUUGGGACUCGGGAGUCGCGUAUACCAGCGUAUACACGCAGAGUUCGCCAGGGUGGUGGUUCGCGGGAUGUAAACAUUCGCGUCGCAGUCUCUCCGCGUGCAUUCGAGGAAGAUCGCGUCAAAAGGCGAGAGGAAGCAGAAGCCAUCUGCGACUGUCCGCGACGCCCGACGCAGGAUUUUGCAGCUUUUGCGACGAUCAUGAGUUGACACGUCGCCCCCCUCGACGUCGCGCCAGCGUUAAAUGCCACCCGCGCCAGCCGCAGGAUGGACGUCGCGGAGGACGCCGAGGCCGCGUUGGAUCCGCGCAUCCAGAUCGAGUUGGAGAAUUUGAACAAUGCAGCAGAUAAUAUUAAUAAGCUGGAGACUGAAUUGGAUGAAGCUCACACUGCUUUUGGGCAGCUCCUUUCAGAUACAACGAGGAGAUUGAAAGAAAUUACAGAAAAAUUAGGCACUAGUUGCAUUGAAAAAGCAAGAUGUUAUUAUGAGGCGCUAGAGAUGGCUCAUCAAGCUCAGGUACAGUGUCAACAACAAGCGCAACUGUUUCAAAGAGCUAGCGAAAUUCAUGCAGCGGCGAAGGAAACGGUCGCUCUGGCUGAAGCGCGAUUCAUGUCUCAUCAGCAUGAGUGGAAUUUUGACCAGGCAUGGCAGGAUAUGCUCAAUCACGCUACUAUUAAAGUAAUGGAUGCCGAAAAUCAGAAAGCGGAAUGUGGUCGAGAACAUCACAGAAGGGCGAUGCUGUUCCACGAAGCUGAAAAGAAACUACUACAAUUGGAGGAAAAGCAUCGAAACGCAAUAAUAAAAGCUAGACCAUACUUCGAAUUGAAGACCCAGUGUGAUCAGAUGUUGGCGACGCAGAAAGAAAGAGUGGAGUACCUGCAGCAAGCUGUUAAGGAAGCUAAACGUAAUUAUGCAACGAGUCUCCGGACGUUAGAAGAAAUUAGUAAUCAGAUACAUCAGCAGCGAAGAGAUUACGAUAUUGUGGCUAAUGGACCACGAGAACCCGGCGUCGGUGCUGAACUCAUUAAUUCAGACAUGUGUCAGAAGUACAAAAACGAAUUCAACAAUCUCGGCAGUCGUAAAAUAUCUCCUAUUAAGUAUAACGAAAAACUGCACGAUAAACCUUGCUCGGUAAAAAACGAUGCGGAACACCUUGAUAAAAGGUCUGUCGAUGGCAGUGAGAGCAAGUUCACGCAAUGGGAGCUCGAAUUGCAAGCUAGUAUGGAAAAGUUGAAUCGCUUGUCGACCGAAAAUUCGUUGCAUGUUAAAGAACGCGGCGCACAAAGUUCUUCCGACCUACCGGACACGGUUGAAAGCAGCGUCGUAAACGAGACGUGUCCCGAUCUUUCAUCUGCCGAAUUAUCUAACGCGCAUAGUUCAAAUCAAUUUUCAAAAUCGACUGAAAAUUCGAGGACUAAUGAAAGAGGUAGAUUGUUAAAAUCGUAUUCAACGACUGAUUCGACGACAGCCUUACGUUGCGCGUCGACAUUUGUUUUAAAGAGCAAUACUUCAAAGUCGCUAAACAACAGUCCAAUAAACAAAGGUACGUCUAAUUUCGAGAAUAAAAUCGCUGAAAGAACAGGAAGCACAAUUAUAUCGAAAUACGUGCCAAACAGAAUCUCUCGAUUUAAUAUUAAGGAUAGAAAAACACAGAGCAGCUGGGACAUUAACGCCCUUAACAAUGCCGAUAUUAAUGUUACAAGAAAAGAAGGUGGAAAAGAUAGCUGUAGUAAUACAAAUGAUACUUUAGCCAAUAAGAGCCACGUACAACUUUCGAAUUUACCGCGUGUCACGCACGUUUCUAAUAUCGAGUUCCUGCCUGCGAAAUCUAGUUUAUCAGGGCGUCAUGUCGCAGCGACUUCUGGCGUUAACCAACACUUGGAGAACACACAGAACGAUGUCGCAUUAUCGCAGUUGCGAUCUAACUCUGACAUUCUGCAAAAGCGUGCAUCAUGCAGUGCCAAUUCCAGUCCGAUAAAACGAAUGAAUGUAUUAUUAUCCUCCGCCAAAUCCUUAGAUACUGAGAGCACGGAUCAACUUGAUAAAUAUUCCAUUUCCAAGAGAUUCGCGAGCAAAACCGCCAGUAUUAAAGAAUUACCGCUUCUAUCAUUCUUCGGGCAAACGUCCGCGAUAUCGGCGCUCAGAGGUAAAAGUAGCAGCAUGAUCAAUUUGAGCGGUAAACAAAACCUGAAGACAUUGCUGGAUAAUUCUCAUCUGGGCAAUAUACAGGCGAUCAGCGCAGAAAGAUUGGCGAACGUGAGGCACAAGUUGGUCAACGAUUGUCCAGAGAUGAAGACAGGCGAUGUUAAGAAAUGAGUACAAGAAUGCGAUCAAAAUAAAUCGCUUAUACGAUAAGUACGUGAUUUCUGCGUUUAACACGUGUGUAAGUAGAGAAUUAAUUAUUAAUGUCGUUCACAACAAGAACUCUGAAAAUAAAACGUUGUAGCCUUAAUGUAACUUUAAAAACAUUCUGAAACAAUUUCGCGUCUUUGAGGAGUCACGAAAAAUGUUUCUGUAGUUUCAUUGCAAAUUAUACAACGGCUAAUUAUUAAAUGUUACAACGUUCAUUAAUGGUAUAUCGUAUUAAAUAUAAACCGUCGAUUAGUUAUAUCUGUUAUAUAUUAAUACUUUACUUGUAUUGAAACUAAACGUAAUCACAGGAUUACGAUCGAAAAAUGUGAUCAUUGAAGUAUCAGCAUGGAAUGGAUUAAAUAAUAAAUUUACGCGCUCAGUCCCAAUUAUGCAUAUAUACCUGCUAUUAAAAACCGACCAGGCGAUGUACGCAUCGUAUCGUUUACUAUUUUCUAAUCUUUUAAUAUGUACUUUUUUAAUAAAAUACGUGUUUCUUAAUAAGC
Molecule: messenger RNA, 3176 nt
Organism: Monomorium pharaonis (pharaoh ant)
Lineage: Eukaryota; Metazoa; Arthropoda; Insecta; Hymenoptera; Formicidae
Product: SH3 domain-binding protein 5 homolog
Exons: 7
Coding region: 589-2637 (682 amino acids)
Biological process (GO): negative regulation of protein tyrosine kinase activity; intracellular signal transduction
Cellular component (GO): cytoplasm
Molecular function (GO): protein kinase inhibitor activity
Source: RefSeq, a predicted model, not a curated record